AUGACGUACAGAGUAAACAAAAAACGCGUGAUUCUGUUUACUACCUUCGCCCUCACCUUUGCCGUCGGCGCCCUGGUCCUUCUACCCGACAGGUCCUCCUCGAGAGACUAUGAGCGCGUCCAGGCAGAGCGAUUGGCCUUGUUAGCGAAAGAAUGUAGCAAAGAACCGAGGCCGAGUAGCGCUGUUUACGAGCGAAUUCUUGCUCAGUUAGCGAGAAGGUUCGAAAUCGUGGACAAAUACCGUGUGUCGAACUGCAUGGUCCUCAAAGCAGGAUUCACGGCGUGGAAUGCUCUCUUGGCCUACGUCCUCGGCAGGCAAGAUCUCAUUGAUGGCCAUCAAACUUAUAUGAUGAGCAGGGUCCUGAAGGGCAGCACAGCCAAAUUCUCCUCGAUAAACACCUCUCCUGAUUUCACGAGGUUUGUCGUAGCGAGGGAGCCCCUGUCGCGCCUCCUGUCAGCCUUCAGAGACAGGAUCGAUGCCGCGUAUGAGACGGGAGCUGCCAAUCGCUUUAUUCCGCUGAUUUUGACCUUCACGAGAGGGAUGGGAUACAAACCAACCUACGACAACGGUACCAAGGUCAUGCCUUCCUUCGAGGAAUUUCUCAGGUACAUCGCCUCCGUGGCCCCCGAAUCACACGACCCCCACUGGAGACCAAUAACCCUGCAGUGCGGUGCUUGUUACGUUAACUACACACUCAUAGCCCACGCCGAAACCCUCAAUGAAGACUUAGGCUAUAUCCUCAGAGAGACGGGGAUGGAGAAGGACGCCGACUACACCAUCCUCCUGUACAAUUCGCACAAGGGCAGAGGCAACACGAGCGACCUUCUGGAGAACUACUACAGCACCGUCGGUCCCCCUCUUAUGCGGAAGAUCCUGGCGAUCUACAGGAAGGAUUUUACAAUGUUUGGUUACGAUCCCUCGGACUUCCUGAAGAUGUACCCAGACGGCAGCGUGGUGUGGAACCCUUAG
Molecule: messenger RNA, 969 nt
Organism: Penaeus indicus
Lineage: Eukaryota; Metazoa; Arthropoda; Malacostraca; Decapoda; Penaeidae
Product: carbohydrate sulfotransferase 10-like
Exons: 6
Coding region: 1-969 (322 amino acids)
Biological process (GO): carbohydrate biosynthetic process
Cellular component (GO): membrane
Molecular function (GO): sulfotransferase activity
Source: RefSeq, a predicted model, not a curated record